AUGAUAACUAACGAAGUGUCAGAAAGCGAUGUCGGACUAUGGUCUCCAACUGAUUGUAAACCAGAUGAAAAGUUGGCUAUUAUUGUUCCUUAUCGAAAACGGGAUGAACAUUUACGUGUUUUUGUUAAACAUAUGCAUGAAUUUUUAAGAAGACAACGUUUAUUGUACACAAUAUUUGUGAUAAAUCAAGAGGGUACAACUACAUUCAAUCGUGCUUUACUAAUGAAUGUUGGAUUCAUUGAAUCACAUCGAAUUACAGAUUUCGACUGUUUCAUAUUUCAUGAUGUGGACCUAUUGCCGGAAGAUGACAGAAAUAUGUACCGAUGUUCUGAACAACCAAGACAUUUAAGUGUUUCAAUAGAUCAACUUUCUUAUAGGUGGGUAUAUGAUUAUUAG
Schistosoma turkestanicum is the source of this 396-nucleotide messenger RNA. The record is from the annotation of a GenBank genome assembly. Lineage: Eukaryota; Metazoa; Platyhelminthes; Trematoda; Strigeidida; Schistosomatidae.